Messenger RNA from Capsaspora owczarzaki ATCC 30864, 3471 nucleotides. RefSeq lists its product as hypothetical. NCBI's taxonomy places the organism in Eukaryota, Filasterea, Ministeriida, Capsasporidae. The transcript has a single exon. The record is from RefSeq and is a predicted model, not a curated record. Gene Ontology annotation, molecular function: RNA binding. Bases 19 to 3369 code for a protein of 1116 amino acids.
GAUUUCUUAUUUCCUCUGAUGAUUGUCCACAGCGACGACGACGACGACGAGGAUUUUGACCAAGAAGACAAUCUUCCGUCGGGACGUCGACGCGAGCUGAUCGUGCCGACGCGCGUGGCCCCGACGCCGACCAUCCAGCAAGCUCAGCCAGUAGUGACUCUAGCUCAACCGGCAGUGACUCUAGCUCAGCCGGCAGUGCCUCAAGCUCAGCCAGCAGUGCCUCAAGCUCAGCCAGCGAGAGUCGCUCCUUCUGCAACCGGCCCGACGACCCGUACCAUCCCCACUGCUGCGAGAACAAGGGCUGUUCGGACUGCAGCUGUAAUUGCUGCUGCUGCUGCUGCUGCUACUACUACUGCUUCGGGUGGUUCGGCUGGGGCUCCUGCUGCUCCGAGUACUCCAACUCGGCCUGCUCAGCCCGCUCAGCCCGCUGUGGUUCAGACGACUCCUGCUGCACGACCCGCCGCUUCCUCUCUGCAAGCCAAUGGGGAUUUCACGCCAGCCAUCCAACUGCUCAAGAAUGCAAUCGGUGGCCAUCCGAACAAGCAGUGCAUGGAAUCCAGCGCGUUCGGCGUUUUUGGAUUGAAGCCGCAGUUAGCAACGCUCGUCAAAGCCAAGUACGGCACGAUUCGAGCGUUUGUCGAGGCACAUCCUGGCGAUUUCCGACUCUUUGCAGAUGCUUCUAACAAGCGAUGGAUUGGAUUGGCGUCGGAUCAUCAAGCAUCACAAAGCGCGCCCGUCAACAACGUUGUCGGAACCUCGUUUGCACCGCCGCAGCAUCCCUUGAACCAGGAGGCGCAACAUUCGGGCCCAACAGACGAGGCUGGUACUAGCGUUGCUCAACAACGUCCGCUUGUCGAUGUGACCGAAGCGGAGCGUCGCUUGCUCGAUGCUGCAGCCCAGCGACUCAGAUCGUGGCUCAAAGACCGUCCGUCGCAAAGCUCGACACUUGACGGUGCUGCUGGCACAUGCAGCUCCAACCCAGAGCUGAGCACCCUCAUGCGUCGGAUCUCGUUUGUCGCGUUUGUUUCAGCGUAUUCCGACCUUUUCCGCGUUUUUACAAACAGCGCCUGCAUGCUGUGCGUUACGCUUGCCGGCAGCCCGAAUUCAUCCAGUUCGACACUCCCCCCAUCCGCUGCUUCUCGUCCUGCUGAAAUCAAACAGAGGCAGUCGUUGCCGGUGUCGACGACAAGGCCUGCAACGAUAAUGACCGCAGCUUCGCAACUCGGAUCAGCCUCGUCUCUACGCGCCAAUGAGGAUUUCGCGCCAGCCAUCCAACUGCUCAAGAAUGCCAUCAGUGGCCAUCCGAACAAGCAGUGCAUGGAAUCCAGCGCGUUCGGUGUUUUUGGAUUGAAGCCACAGUUAGCAACGCGCGUCAAAGCCAAGUACGGCACGAUCCGAGCGUUCGCCGCUGCUCAUCCUGGCGAGUUCCGGCUUUUUACAUCUGCUACUAACAAGCGAUGGAUUGGAUUGGCAUCCAAUGGGGUUGUAUCGAGUACGGCGCUUGCAAGCGUUGAAAUUUCAGCUAUGACAACCCAUCGAGGGCCUUCUGCUUCAGCGCCCGCAUCAGACUACAGACCAAGUUUAGCGCAAGGCUUGACAACUCUGAAUCUGGAUGCGGGACAUUUGGCACCGGCCGACCCAGUCGUACAACAACUCAGCUCCGGUCCCCUCCCCGACAUUUUUCCUUCGUUUUGCGAGCUGCCCAGGGACGGUUCCUUCCAGAGCUCUAGCGCCCUGCUCGAAUCUGUCGAGUUCUACGGUCAAAGUGUCCUCUCAGAUCUCGACGACGACGGUUCGGCCCCUCUCGACGAUGGUUCGGCCCCUCUCGACGACGGAUCGGCCCCUCUCGUCGGACCGAUCGGAUUCGCAACGCUCGGUGGACUGAAGUACAACUUUGGAUCAGAAUACAACGGAUAUGCCGCCGGGGGAUCUGACUACGACGUGGCUGCAGCGUACGAUGGUUCUGCUCCUCUAGAUGGACUCAUGCUAACGGCCGAGGAUGAUGCAAUUCCGACCGCUCUGGCUAUGGUCAUAUUGCGGGUUCCCUUGCCGCCAGGAGAGUGCGGCCGGUUUAUUGGCCUUAGAAGCCAAAAUUUGAUCUCCAUCCGCGCGCGAACCGGAGCCAUUGUUUGGUUUGAAGCGGCGAGCUCUUGUUUAGUGCUCGAGGGCUCAUCCGAGCAGGUUGCAUCAGCCAAGGAAAUGAUCGACGGACAAAUUGCAGCGUUUGAGCAGGGGGGCCAGUCUGUCUAUCUACAUCCAAACCGCGCUCUCGUGUUACUCUCGUCUCGCUUAAGCACUGCAUCGAGUCUGUUUUUCGUCCGCGACCAGCGUCCAAGUUCGUCCCAACACAGCUAUCAGAAGGAGACGUACCGACUGUCGGCUACUGCAGAGCAGUCUCCCUCCCGUUCAAAACCCUCCUCACCCGUCAGAAGAUAUCAAACUCAACGUCAAGCUCGCUCAUUCUAUUGCUCAGAUGAAAAGCACCAUGCUUUGGACGAGGUUCGUGCUGCCAUCUCUAAAAUCGUCGAGCAGACGAAGGAGCAGGAAGUGUAUCAGACACUCCCUGUUUCGUUUUUGCACGACCAGCAUGGAAGCCAGGUUGUCCAGCCAGACGGAAGCACACCACAAGUCGAAGAGGCUGAGCUGGUCAUUUUUUUCAAAUUUGGCCGGCAGUUUUUCUAUCCGACCUCGAAAUUGCGUCAACUUCCUUCCACCGUGACACCGUCCCAACUUCGACGCAUGGUCAUCGGACAUGACGCCGAUCUCAAGGCAGUUUUUGUCAACGACGUUCCCCGGGAAUUAUCGUCCUCAGUCUUUGACCGCCUUCAGAUCGCCGGAUUUCGGGAAGCUAAAACAACCGAGUUGGUGUUUAUUAAACUCACGAAUCGCAUCAACCAAACCGGCGAAUCGCGCGAGUUCAUUUUGAACGAUGGAGGCCAGUUGCUGCAAGACCCUGCAAACGACCCAUAUGCCGUGGGCGAGGGGUUUGUCUACCUAUCCGCCAUUCUUGGGCACCCAAUUUAUGAUUUCCGCGUUGCCGUACAUGCGCUGACCAUUCCACUCACGGCGUCCGACUGGGAGGCUAGCGAGUUUCACGAGCAGUUUCUUGGGGCCCAAUGGGCUGAUGGGCGUGUUUUAUUACCGUCACUCCAGCAAGAGUACUUCGAAGUCGACUGGUGGCGACGUAAGAGUGUUCGUGUUCUUCUUGGAGCCAUCCAAGGAAUUUCGGUCGAGUUUACCUUUACAGACGUCAUCGAUCCGGACGGCCCGCGACAGGAGGUCUUCUGCAAAGUGCUUGCGAAAGAUGUGAAGGUCAUUGAGAUUCUAGCUCCAUUUGUGGACAGUUUGAUCCCUCGAGAGCACAUUUGAUCACUUGAGAAAGAAAGCAAAAUGUGCUUUUGAACUGGUUUGAUGUCUUUGAGAAAACCAUUUGUGUGUACGUGGGCGGGUACUGCUUGGUUGACAACAUCG